AUGUCUCGCCCUCUUCUCUUCCCACCCCUCCUCCUUUUCCUUGUCGUCUCCGCCUCCGCCCAUGGCGGCCAUUAUGAUGACAAUUCCAAUUCCGACAUCAAAUACUCACCCCUUGAAAAGCCUAACCUGAUGAGACCUUGGUCCUUCAUUCUGGUCAAUAUAUUGUGCCAGAUUCUCGUGUUUGUCGGGGGAAUACUCCCCUACUUUCUCAGGUUGAACGAGGGGUUCUUGGUGCGCGGGACCAAGUUCGCCACCACUGUGUUUCUGGUUACUGAUAGAACUGUUCUGGUGCAUAUUUUGACCCAUGCUAAAAAAAACCCGUUAUUCUCGUUCAUGGUCACGAGUUGUGGCUACCUGGUCGUUAUGUUUGCUGGUGGUGUGAUUUCUUAUAUUUAUGGGAAGCAAACAAAUACAAAUGGGGGCUCGAAUACACCCACCGUCGAUCUUCAGCUCCAAGGUUUAAUAUUCUUUGAUCUUUUUAUUUUCCCAUGCAUUAUGUAUGAAUUUACUGAUCCAGGCCAUAUGUUGCAACAUAUAUAUAUAUAUGCAGGAAACGUCGCCGAGGGUGGAAAUUUAAAUGGACAAUACCAUGAAUAUUUCUUGGCACUCGAGGACAGCCUGCCUCUGAUUUUCGCGCUGUGCUUCCAUUCAGUCUUUGAGGGGAUUGCCACUGGAGUUGCAGGAGACACCAAAGCCGCCGGUGAUGUUUGGACAAUCUGCUUCCAGAAAAUAUUUGCCGCUGUUGCAAUGGGAAUAGCACUGCUGAGAAUGAUCCCGGAUCGCCCGCUCUCCUCCUAUAUAGCUUAUGCACUAACAUUUGCCAUUUCCAGUCCAACCGGCGUUUCCAUUGGGAUUCUGAUCCACGCCACAACUCAAGCCUCUGUUGCGGAUUGGAUUUACUCUAUCUCAAUACACCUUGCGUAUGGAGCUUUCCUAUUCAUUUCCAUUAACCGUCUGCUCUCCAAGGGUUACGGACCUCAGCCGCCGGUCGCCGUCGAUAAGCCUUAUCACAACUUCCUGGCCCUUCUUCUUGCCAUCGGAAUCAUGACAGUUAACAUCUGA
This is a messenger RNA of Ipomoea triloba (trilobed morning glory), 1062 nucleotides long. RefSeq names its product zinc transporter 11-like. The record is from RefSeq and is a predicted model, not a curated record. The transcript has a single exon. Lineage: Eukaryota; Viridiplantae; Streptophyta; Magnoliopsida; Solanales; Convolvulaceae. Gene Ontology annotation, biological process: zinc ion transmembrane transport. Bases 1 to 1062 code for a protein of 353 amino acids. Gene Ontology annotation, cellular component: membrane. Gene Ontology annotation, molecular function: zinc ion transmembrane transporter activity.